Aaosphaeria arxii CBS 175.79 is the source of this 1308-nucleotide messenger RNA. RefSeq lists its product as uncharacterized. The transcript has 3 exons. The record is from RefSeq and is a predicted model, not a curated record. NCBI's taxonomy places the organism in Eukaryota, Fungi, Ascomycota, Dothideomycetes, Pleosporales. Bases 146 to 1252 code for a protein of 368 amino acids.
GGACUUUCGUGCCUCAUCGUAGUUAUAAGGAAGAAGGGAUUGAUCCUGGAGUUACGAGACAACGUUUUCUUUCUUUCCUUUAUAACUACUCGUCUUGUCGUAAUCUGCAUUGCUCUUUCACUCUUUUUCUACAACAACACCAAUCAUGAGACUUUUCGCAGCAACUGCAGUAUUACCUUUCACCAGUGCUUUCGUUCCUGUGCUAUCCGAUCAUCAAGAUGUCUUGAAACCAGGAAAGACUGGAAUCGCUCCCGCGAUAGGACUUCACUUGACUUCAUCAUAUGCCAUCGCCACUCUUCGGCACAAAAAUGGCACGAUUGAGACCUUGGCAAGGGUCAAAGGAAACGCACAAUAUGUCGAUCAAAUGGCCUUCUGGUCAGACUUUUCCCUUAGGCGGAAUUGUGAGUCUGAGUCUCAGGCGAUCCUUUGCACGAUGGAGGACGCGCAAAGAUUUGCGAAUAAAGCCCAAGGGCGAGCAGCGACAGUAGCCGUGAAGCGAUUUGCUACACUCCUCAGCGACGUCAAGAAUGUGGUUGAAGCCAAGCUCAGGCAAGAGGUUAAAUACGUUUAUCCUGUUAUGCCGGUAUUGGCAGUCAUGGAGGAAGACGACCUGCGCGAUGCGCUCAGAUACGCGGGACUCGUCUGGUCAUCACCAAAUGGAAUCUCACCAUACUACGAGACAACCGGAGCAUAUGCCGGCAUGGGCCAUGGGCUCUGCGCGUCAUUCCAUAACAUUUCGGAAUGUAAGAAAGAAGAAUCGACAAUGCAGUUGGAGCAUGUGUUAUUCCUCAACUUCGACAACUCUUCAUUCAGCGCCGUGCUACAUCCAAUGCAGGCCUUGAACCGCAUGCGACCCAAUGUGUAUAUCACGGAACCAAAUCUCGGAUGGUGGAGCCUCGCCAUCGACCAGAGCGUGAGAACCGAGCAAUUGGCCCAAAUCGAGUCUGUUAUCAACGAUGUGGUCACUCCACUCAGAAUCAUACCAAGCAAGAUUAUCUUAUUGGGUGACCACGCCCAUAGAUGUGAAUACCACGGAUUGAUAAAGAGAGCAUUGUGGCGCUCACUCCACUUCGAUGCGUCGUCGCUUUUGGAGGCAAAUGACGGAAUUGACAGUGCUCUUUUGGCUGCGAAUGGCGCAGCGGAACUGGCGUUCCGGAUGGAGAACGCAGAAAUUGCAAGAGCGGCUGACUUUGAUGGUCCAUCAACGCGAGAGCAGCAAGGUCUCUCCGAGGAGGAGGUGUUGGAGUUGUGAUAUUGAUCGUGAUUUGCGGCCCGUUUUAAAUAUCUUCUCUUAUUGAUACCCCAAUA